AUGACUACGAAUGAGUUUGUAAACGAUUUGAAAAGUUUAUCGUUGACUCAAUCCGAAAAUGAUUAUAUUCAAACGAUGGAACGUUUACUUAUUCAUCUGAAAGAUGCAACACCAAAUGGAUUAUUGGAAGACAAGCCAUUUGGUCUCUCACUCAUCGAUAAUCUAUAUCGAGUCAUUCCUGUUUUCGACAAGAAAUUGUCCAGUCAAAAUGCCGAAUCACAUGUGACAAAUGCGUUCUUGGAAACCUUGUACAAUGCCUGUCGUGUAACUUGCAUCACGGAUUUGUUUUUGGCACUGAAAAAUUCCUCACAUUUGGAAGUGAUUUUUCAAAACUACGUUUCUCUUCUCAAAGAAGAGUAUUUCUCUGCUGAUAAACAAUACGAUUAUCUUGCCAGUUGUCUAAUAAACAUCAUGGUCAUAUCCAGUGUCUUUAUUUACAUACCCGAAGACCAGUUGCCUUCGGAUUACAUAUCGCAUUCAUUGGCAUUUACGAAAAAAUAUUGGCAAAUUCCAGAGAGAGAGCAACUUAUCAACCAGAUACUCAUGUCGAUGAAAAUCUUUUGUAAAAAACCAAAAUUAGUACCAACCAUCGUUUAUCAUGAAUGGCCUCAAGCAUGCGUUCAAUGGUUAACAUUUCCUGGUCGAAGACCCUCGUACAAUAUAGAUAUUCAUAUUUGUUACAUUGUGCAAAAACUGGCUCGAUGUACGAUCGGUGUCAAUGUUUUGAAUCAAUUGAAUUGCAUAAAAGCACUUGGUGAUAGCAAAGACCGGAUGAAGAAAGAUCACAGUGCAGAUGAAUAUUCAACUAUUGAUUUCAUUCAAUCGAUUAUAUAUGCGCUACUUGUCGAAGCUGACGAAAUCAAAGAAAAUUACCUUCUGGCUGAUGAACUAAUGUGCCAUAUUCUCGAACAAUUAGUCUCAUUGAUAUUCAAUGCAAUCAAGUCCGAUUUGUUGACUCAUCGAGGUUUUCAUAUAACCGAAGCGCUCGUUGUUCUCAGCAAAUUAUUUGUGAACGAUGAUAUCCUGAAGAAAUGUCUGAAAGACAGUAAUGAACUAUUCGAUUGUCUAUCUCAAUUUUUAAUUCGAUUCGCAAUGCCUAUAUCCGAGUCAACAAUGAGCUUCCAAUGGAUGAGAGAUGAAAUUUUAACCACAUUAACGAAUCUCUUCUGGAGUAUUUCCUUUCAUCAAUUUUCACAUGAGAAAUUCCAAUCGAAUUCGAAUCUAAUGGAUGUAUUGUCGAAUUUCGCAAAUUCAUCAUCGUUGUACGUCACUACGCGAGAACCUUCGUUUCCCUUGGAUUUGUGUUCAUUGAAAAAAGCAGCCGAGGGAAUUUUAUGGAAUUUGAAGUUCUUACAUUUACCUUCGUCAACAGACAAAUCAUGUCAAGAACAACAAGAAUCAUCGAUUAUGAUCAGUUAUUCACAUAGUGACUCAAAGUUUUGUCAUGAACUUGUCGAACAUUUAUCACAGCAUGUGUCCAUUUGGGUGGAUUAUAAACAAAUACACUCGCAUGCUAUUCAUUCAGAUGAUUUGUGGGAAGAUAUUGCCGGUGCCAUGGAAAAAGCCAUCAUGAUCGUUUUGAUUGUGUCGAAAGAUUAUUAUGAAUCGAAAUCCUGUCGACAAGAACUUUCAUAUGCAAGUGAUACGUUAAAAAAGCGUCUUUUACCGAUCUAUGCUCCUAAUCAACAGUACCGAGCGAAUGGUUGGCUGGGCAUUCGAAUUGCUGGACAGAAAUAUGUCCAUUUCGGGCGAAAACCAUUCGUCGAUGCUGCGAACGAUCUACUGUCGAUCGUGCAUUCCGACAAGAAGUUAGUUUUACCUGUAAAACCAAUACAAAAAACAGUUGAACAACAGGAAAAUUCCUUUCAAAAUUGGACAUCGAAGGAUAUACAGAAAUGGUUCGAUGAUAAUCGUAUUCAUCGUGAUUUGUUCACACUUAUCGGUGAACAAUUCUCGACCGGAACAGCCUUGCUUAUCUACGCUCGACAUUUGAAACAAUUCUAUCGUCAAGAAUAUGUUCAAAUCGCGUCGAAUUAUUCCAGCAAAUUUGACGGCAAACAUCUCCAAACAGUUGAUUUCAUCAUAUUUGUUGAUGCAUUAUGGCGUUUAUAUGAAGAACAGAAAUCUUCUAUGAUAAAUUAUGAAUCCACAAAGAGUAGAGAAAAGGAAAAGUCAAUAUAA
Messenger RNA from Adineta ricciae, 2181 nucleotides. The record is from the annotation of a GenBank genome assembly. Lineage: Eukaryota; Metazoa; Rotifera; Eurotatoria; Adinetida; Adinetidae.